AUGUCAAUUAAUAUUGCCGCUCAAGAGCAGACGUCGUCAGACAGCAAAUUGGUAUCCGAGACUGAAAAGAUGCAGAUGAUUUUUAACGAACUUAGGUCGAAUAGACCAAGAUCGCUAGACAGCUGCGAUUUCCGUAGAUUCAAGCUGCACAAAAGAUUUAUUUCUCUACCAAAUAUGGACUUGAGUAAAAAUUCCACGGAAGGAGCAUCUACAAAGGACGGUUGGAAAUCCGCACCCAACUUGAUGUUCCUGGAGCAGCUCAAGGGAAUGGAUGUGCGUGAAAAUUCCUCUGGCGAUGUUCCAGAAAUUGUAUUGCCGUCCACGGAGUUGCCCGUUUCGAUGUACCUACGUCGAAAAAAACCAAAAACACUGCGAUAA
Messenger RNA from Macrosiphum euphorbiae (potato aphid), 378 nucleotides. NCBI's taxonomy places the organism in Eukaryota, Metazoa, Arthropoda, Insecta, Hemiptera, Aphididae. The record is from the annotation of a GenBank genome assembly.